Molecule: messenger RNA, 1131 nt
Organism: Owenia fusiformis
Lineage: Eukaryota; Metazoa; Annelida; Polychaeta; Sabellida; Oweniidae
Source: the annotation of a GenBank genome assembly
CUUAUUAACAAAGCUGUGUACUGCGGUCUUUUGGUCACAACUCCGAUUUGUUGUGGUUUUAAGUGGUCUUUGGUUUCCUAUUAACAUAAAUACAAAUCGGAUGUAAAAAUAUGUUAGAUAUUAGGAUCAGGAAACGUAUCAAUUAUACCCUUUAAAUGGCAAAACAUUAGCUUUUGUUGUGUUAAAGUAAUUGGUAGGACAUGUAAAUCUUAUUCAAAUCAGUGCUUAUUGGAUUUCCUCGUUUAACCAACGGACAUAAUCGACUUAAUUGCAGCAGUUGAAAGAAAAACGCCUGUCAAUACAACUUUGCUAGUCAUAAUAACGUUUUGGAACCCUAAUCAGCCUGCAAUGUAAGCCACAAUGGUACGAAUCAAGCUAGUAAGGGGCAAUGAACAAGCACAGAAGAUUGUCCAUGCCAUCCUACUGAAAGAUCCUCCUUUUAUAGCAGUAGCAUGCAAGAGAGCAGGGGCAGAUAAGAAAGGUGAAAUCCUAUUGCUGACCAUCUCUACAUGGCAACAACAGGUGUACGUAUUUGACAUCAAGCAUAACCCAGGUUUCAUUGUUGAUGGCGGACUUUGGAGACUUCUAGAGUCAAACGUUCUUACGAAGGUUUGGCAUGACUGCCUCAAUGAUGCUGUAGGACUGAAGAAAUAUCACAAAGUCACCCCAAGAAAGGUGUAUGAUACACAGAUUGCGUAUGCUGUUCUUAUGGAACAAGAGGGCCUUCCAUCCAGACUUAUUGAUCUCAUAGACAUUUGUGACAAAUAUGGUAGAAAGGAUCACUUUGCCAAACUAUCAUGUAUCGCAAUCAGUGACCACAUGUUCUGGGGAAGACGUCCCCUAAACAAAGAGAUGUUGGACAUAGCAUCUAUGGAUGUUUUGCCACUUGUACCCAUCAUAUAUGAACAAUUGAACAGACAAAUGAAUAUAGAGAACAGUAUUAUAUUUGAGGACAUAUGUCAAGAAGGGAUCAAGGCCAGCAUACAGGGGAAACCAUUCUGCUUGGGCAUCAGGCAAGUCAGCAAGAUACCUAUCAUGAGACUGAACAGCGGCCAGGAACAGUUGUUGGACAGCACCAUACCAUUAUCUGCAAGAGGGACAAGUCCAAGUCUAUCUCCAAGGCUUACCUGA